AAAUCUUCGAGCUAAUGGUUCCAUUUCCGACGCACAAAAUGGUGGCCAACUCUUUCCGGUUUAUCGUUGCACGCGUUGCACGACACGAUGAAGGCGAAGGGUGACUUGAAAGAAUAUGAAGUGGUAGGGCGUAAGCUCCCUACCGAGAAGGAGAAAACGACGCCUCUGUAUAAAAUGAGAAUAUUUGCUCCUGAUGCUAUAGUAGCCAAAUCUAGGUUCUGGUACUUCUUACGUCAGUUGAAGAAGUUCAAGAAGUCCACCGGGGAAAUUGUGUCUCUGAAGCCGAUUCCAGAGAAAACUCCAUUGAAAAUAAAGAACUUUGGCAUCUGGCUGAGAUACGAUUCUAGAUCGGGUACGCACAACAUGUACAGAGAAUACAGAGAUCUCUCGGUGAGCGGAGCGGUGACACAGUGCUAUAGAGACAUGGGUGCCCGUCAUCGCGCUCGGGCCCACUCCAUACAGAUCAUCAAGGUGGAGAUCGUAAAGGCCGUGAACUGUCGCAGACCUCAAGUGAAGCAGUUCCACGAUUCCAAGAUCAAGUUCCCGCUGCCGAAGAGAAUACAUCACAGGAACCGCAUGCCGCUGUUCAGCGUACGAAAGCCGCGCACUUACUUCCUUUAAAUGUCAUCAGCGAUCGUUUGUAAGGUCAAAUCAGAAUGCACAGAUGUAUCUCGGUGGAACUUUAAGUAAAUUUGUGAGAUCGGCA
Messenger RNA from Ooceraea biroi (clonal raider ant), 706 nucleotides. RefSeq names its product 60S ribosomal protein L18a. Gene Ontology annotation, molecular function: structural constituent of ribosome. NCBI's taxonomy places the organism in Eukaryota, Metazoa, Arthropoda, Insecta, Hymenoptera, Formicidae. Gene Ontology annotation, biological process: translation. Gene Ontology annotation, cellular component: ribosome. The record is from RefSeq and is a predicted model, not a curated record.